Messenger RNA from Cordyceps fumosorosea ARSEF 2679, 1443 nucleotides. RefSeq names its product glutamine synthetase. The transcript is spliced from 3 exons. The coding region runs from base 1 to 1443 and encodes 480 amino acids. Lineage: Eukaryota; Fungi; Ascomycota; Sordariomycetes; Hypocreales; Cordycipitaceae. The record is from RefSeq and is a predicted model, not a curated record. Gene Ontology annotation, molecular function: glutamine synthetase activity.
AUGACGACACCGAGCCCCAAGGCCAUUACGGCCCAAGAUCUGCCGCAGCUGCUCGAAAAUGACAACCGCGUCAAGCUUGCCGGCCUCGAUGUUGACGGAAUCCUCCGCGGAAAGGUUAUCUCCAAGAAAAAGUUCCUUUCCGUCGCUGAGGCCGGCUUCGGCUUCUGCUCCGUCAUCUUUGGAUGGGACAUGCACGACAAGACCUACAUGCGCGAACUCAAAAUAUCGAACGCCGAAAAUGGCUACCGCGAUAUACUUGCAAUCCCCGAUUUGACUACGUUUCGGAGGAUCCCCUGGGAAAACAACAUUCCCUUCUUCCUCGUCAGCUUUGUUGACCCCGAAACUAAAAAGCCCAUAUGCGCGUGCCCACGUGGCCUGCUGCGGUCUCAGCUCGAACGGCUACGUAGCAAAGGCUACGGCGCAAUGGCUGGAGCUGAGUACGAGUUCUACACCUUCAAAACGCCCGAUGACUCCAAGUCCCCCGCCUCCUUCUUGCAACAACAUCCUCACGACCAAUUGCCUUCCCUCACGGAGGGCAUGUUUGGCUACUCUUUGAACCGUCCCGUCCACAACAAGGACUACUACUAUGAAGUCUUUGAUAGCUGUGUCGACUUUGCCUGCAAUAUCGAGGGCUGGCACACAGAAUCGGGCCCAGGCGUCUUUGAAGCCGCCCUCGAAUUCGACGAAGCCGCUGAGAUGGCUGACCGUGCCAGUCUCUUUAAAUACGUCGUGAAAAGUGUCGGAACCCAACAUGGUAUUAUCCCCUGCUUCAUGGCCAAGCCUAAGCAUGGGCUGCCUGGAAACAGUGGCCACGUACACAUCUCUCUUGUGGACAAGGACGGCAAGAAUUUACUUGCCCGCGAAACCCCUGACGAGAGCGCUCAGUGGAAGGACAUUGCUCAUCUUUCGGAUCUCGGGCGACACUUCCUUGCUGGCAUCCUUGUCGGCCUGCCCGACAUAAUGCCUCUCUUCGCGCCUACCAUCAAUUCGUACAAACGCCUGGUGGAGAACUUCUGGGCGCCUGUCACCGUCUCUUGGGGACUUGAGCACCGAGCCGCCUCCGUUCGUUUGCUGUCACCCCCCACGUCGAAGCCGUCUGCUACACGCUUCGAGGUUCGCGUUCCCGGCGCUGACACGAACCCGCACUUCGUCAUGGCCGCCAUACUUGGCUGCGGCUGGCGCGGAAUUGAGAAGAAGCUCGAGAUACCCUGCCCACCGCUUGCUCUAGGCCAGGACGUCGGCGGUGACGCCGAUAUGGGCGAGCGCCUAGCCAAAAGCCUCAAAGAAGCCACGGAGCGCUUCAUGCGCAAAGACAGCAUCGCGCGCGAGGUCUUUGGCGACGACUUUGUCGAUCAUUUUGGUGGCACCCGCGAGAAUGAAAUUCGCUUAUUCGAUGAGGCUGUAACGGACUGGGAAAUGAAGCGUUACAUUGAGACGGUUUAA